CUGUCAAAGAUAGCUGUCAGCCAGGAUCAAACACAGUCAAUGAGAGGGGCUGGAGAGACGCACAGAUCUCAGGUAACCGCCAGCACAAAGUAGGUUUAUUAAAAGAAAACCGGAGGGGAAACACGCGCCUUUUCAUGAAUAAGGAUUCUCGGUUAUUCGGAUACACGCUGUGGAUUUCUGGAGGAGAAACACCACACAAAGACCAUUUCCCUCUGCGCGUCACCGGGAAAAAGUGGGCAUUUUUGGACCGAGAUGAAGACGAAAAAAGGUUUGAUGAUGCUUUCGGGCAGCGAGACGGACGACGAGGACAGCGUGGACGCGCCUCUGGAUCUGUCGUCCAGCUCGGGGAGCAACGGGAAGAGGAAACGGCGGGGAAAUCUACCCAAAGAGUCGGUGCAGAUCCUCAGAGACUGGCUGUACGAGCACCGAUACAACGCCUACCCCUCGGAGCAGGAGAAAGCCCUGCUGUCCAAGCAGACUCAGCUCUCAACACUACAGGUGUGCAACUGGUUCAUUAACGCUCGGCGGCGGCUCCUCCCAGAGAUGCUGCGGAAAGACGGCAAAGACCCCAACCAGUUCACCAUCUCACGGAAAGGCAGCAAAGGGGGGGACAGUUUCUCCGACAGCUCGCAGUCUCCGAAGCACGGCAGCCCAGCAGGGGGUCCGGAGGAGGAGAACUACGACCAGCGGGUGCUCAGCCCCUCCAUAUUCGACCCCCCAGGAGUCCUGAGGAAGAUGACGUCGCCUUCCUCGUCUCCGACUUCCUCGUCUCCGUCUCCGUCUCCGUCUCUUUUCCCCAUUCGCCCGUCUGUCAUCUGUCACACCACUGUCACCGCGGCGAUGCAGCCCCUCCCCUCGGUGACGAUGAUGAACUCUGAGCUGCUGCAGGUUCAGGCGCUGCUCCGGUGCCAGGAUGACGAAGGGAGCCAUAAACCCCCCCCCACUACCACCAUGCUCACGGGCAUGGAGGGGAACCUGAGCCCCCGCAGCGGGCUCUUCAACACGCCCCCCCCGACCCCCCCGGACCUCACACAGGACUUCAGUGGCUUCCAGCUCCUUGUGGAUGUUGCCCUGAAACGGGCUGCAGAGAUGGAGCUGCAGGCCAAACAGCUGGUGUCUUAAAGCCAGAACAAGAGGAAAGAAAGUGACUUUGUGUCUCGACUUGGGGUCUCCUCAGUGACUUGGGGUCUCCUCAGUGACUUGGGGUCUCCUCAGUGACUUUGGGUCUCCUCAGUGACUUUGGGUCUCUUCAGUGACUUUGGGUCUCCUCAGUGACUUGGGGUCUCCUCAGUGACUUGGGGGUCUCCUCAGUGACUUGGGGUCUCCUCAGUGACUUUGGGGUCUCCUCAGUGACUUGGGGUCUCCUCAGUGACUUGGGGUCUCCUCAGUGACUUGGGGUCUCCUCAGUGACUUGGGGGUCUCCUCAGUGACUUUGGGUCUCCUCAGUGACUUGGGGUCUCCUCAGUGACUUUGGGGUCUCCUCAGUGACUUUGGGUCUCCUCAGUGACUUGGGGUCUCCUCAGUGACUUGGGGUCUCCUCAGUGACUUGGGGUCUCCUCAGUGACUUGGGGUCUCCUCAGUGACUUGGGGUCUCCUCAGUGACUUGGGGUCUCCUCAGUGACUUGGGGUCUCCUCAGUGACUUUGGGGUCUCCUCAGUGACUUGGGGUCUCCUCAGUGACUUUGGGGUCUCCUCAGUGAUUGGGGUCUCCUCAGUGACUUGGGGUCUCCUCAGUGACUUGGGGUCUCCUCAGUGACUUGGGGUCUCCUCAGUGACUUUGGGUCUCCUCAGUGACUUGGGGUCUCCUCAGUGACUUGGGGUCUCCUCAGUGACUUGGGGGUCUCCUCAGUGACUUGGGGUCUCCUCAGUGACUUGGGGUCUCCUCAGUGACUUGGGGGUCUCCUCAGUGACUUGGGGGUCUCCUCAGUGACUUUAUCUGCAGAUCAAAUCCACACGAAAGCCUGAUCAUUCUAUUUUUGGUAAACCAAUCAAAUUGAUGAGUUUUUUAUUGACUGUAUCGAGGUGCCUUGGCUGUUUAUUAAUUUCAAAUACAUGCGUAUGUUAUCUACUACAUGUGUAUCUUAUUUGCACACAGGGACCAAAAAUGUUAUCAGAGAAAUGCUGCCUGUCUUACGUCUUUCCAUUAUAUCGUUUUAGGGAGCGGAGAAGGAGUUAGAGUCGCGUCCGCACACGUUUACUGUUGUACAUUUCACAGAUGAGUUCAUGCUCGGUUUGCCUCGUUUGUUUGCACACUAAAGGCAGAGGAAGGUCAUCUCAGUGUCUUAAACAUACUUCAUCUAUGACAAACAUAUUCACUACUGUAGUAAAUGUUUUCAUGAGUACAAGUAUAGUUUUUAUUUUGUUAUUUAGCUGUCUUUUUUGUUUGUUUUUUUAUACUCUUUUUUUUCCCAUCAAGGGAUAUUUCAGAUGACCAAUGUAGCAGGUUCUUAGUCUGAGCCUCCAUCCCAUCACUCAGCGGAGAAACGACGGCCAGUGGACUGUAACAUUAAAACACUACAGAUGUUUUUGUUUCGGCAUUUGCUGACAAAGACAGCAUUUUCUGAAAUCACCAAAAAAAACAUUUCCAUGUAUUAUAGGACCAUGUGUAUAGUUAAUGUGACAUGAUGCCCAAUGAUGUGAUUUCUUUUUUCAUACUGUGCAAUGCUUGUGGCAAAUAGGGGUCACAUGGGAUUCAAAUAAAGUUUUGUUUUUCUACA
Trematomus bernacchii (emerald rockcod) is the source of this 2716-nucleotide messenger RNA. It is a transcript of the gene tgif1, whose product is annotated as TGFB-induced factor homeobox 1. The record is from RefSeq and is a predicted model, not a curated record. Gene Ontology annotation, molecular function: RNA polymerase II cis-regulatory region sequence-specific DNA binding; DNA-binding transcription factor activity, RNA polymerase II-specific. Lineage: Eukaryota; Metazoa; Chordata; Actinopteri; Perciformes; Nototheniidae. Gene Ontology annotation, biological process: regulation of transcription by RNA polymerase II.